Molecule: messenger RNA, 849 nt
Organism: Cercopithifilaria johnstoni
Lineage: Eukaryota; Metazoa; Nematoda; Chromadorea; Rhabditida; Onchocercidae
Source: the annotation of a GenBank genome assembly
AUGUAUGCGAUACGCUACAAGCAUUCACUACCAAUUUUACCAUUUCCGGACAUAGACUUCACUAAUGCUGACAAUGGAAUUAUUUAUUUCAUCAAAUUUUAUACAAAUUUUAUCCUGUACAAAUUUGGUUAUGAGCUGUAUAUGACUUUCGUCCUUAUCUCAGCAGUAGUGGCUUCAAAUAUUAUCUCGUUAUCAUCAGUAACUGGCUUAGUGAUUUGCUUGCUAAUAGACCGAUGGCGCGUUCGACGUAUAUUCUUAAUUUUUGUCUGCUAUCAUUUAAUUGUUCUUGUCUACUCACUGCUUGCAUAUAUCGGUCCUAUACCUGGAAUACCUAUACAUCCGGAUUACGCUCCAUAUUUUGCUUUCAUUAAUAAUGGACAAUAUACAGCCAGUUCGCAGCGCAAAUCAUCAUAUGCUAUUUAUUGUUAUUUCCUCAAUCUUAGUAUCUCCAUCAUACAGUAUCAUAAUUUCAAAAUUGAGCGUUUGGAAAGAGACAGUGCUAGUGGUGGAUCAAAUGAUGGCAUUCUGUUAGCGCUUUAUCGAAAUGAAUCUCUCGAAUGUAAUCCUGCGCCUCAUUUCUUCUCUACUCAUCUGAAGGUAUUGGAUGAAUUGAAGCGAUGUAUAUGUUCCUACUAUCAUUGGAUUGUAUUAUUGCUUGUGUUAUCAGAUGGAAUACGUCUCUCAUCACCACUCUUUUUAUCAGCGGUUCUUAUUAUCCUUGCAUUUCUUAAUCUUUGGCGUGGUGCUGAUCUUUAUCUUUCGCAUCCAGCUAUUUUUAUCCGAAAAUGGCGUCUAAUAACACUUUAUCUUCUUAUUGCGGUUUUCCUACGCAUUGCAGCAUUGGUAUGA